This is a messenger RNA of Uloborus diversus, 950 nucleotides long. Its product is annotated as jouberin-like. Gene Ontology annotation, cellular component: ciliary basal body. Gene Ontology annotation, biological process: motile cilium assembly. The coding region runs from base 132 to 950 and encodes 272 amino acids. The transcript has 8 exons. The record is from RefSeq and is a predicted model, not a curated record. NCBI's taxonomy places the organism in Eukaryota, Metazoa, Arthropoda, Arachnida, Araneae, Uloboridae.
UGAAGGUAGUGGAUUGGGGGUUUUAUAAGAUAGUAUUUUAUGAAUUGUUUGUGAGAGAAAAUUUCAAAAGAACCAGAUUUUAUUUCAUUUCGCUUAUUUAAAGCUCUUUCCUGAAAAUCAACAAAGAAAGAAUGACGGAUGAAGGAAGGCAAAAGACUUUUUCUGGUGAUUCCAUAACAAAAGUAACUGUUCAUCAUUGUGAUAAACUGAAGUCAGAAAUUUUAUUAAGACAACCUGUAGUUUGCAUGCAUGUAGUGGAUGCUGAAAAUGGAUCAUACAUCAAAAAAUCUCAAAGAGACCGAUCUGUAAUGUCUUUUUAUGAAAAUCAAAGAAGUGAUCUUGAUUACAUCAUGCCAGUUAUGACACAACCUUGCUCAAUUCAAGGAGAACGAUACCAUUACCUUAAUUGGGAAGAAUCAUUCAUUUUGAAUGAAAAAUUUGAUCAUAUUUUCAAGAAAGACAUGAAUACAAUUUUAUUUUUUGAAGUAAUAGAUUUGAUGUCUCAGCCUUAUAUUGGCAAUGGAAGCAGCUUUGUUGGAAUGAAGAAAAUUGCUUGGGCAUUUCUUAAAAUUUUUGGACAAAAUGAUGCUUUAAAUAUUGGAUCUAAAUUGCGUUUGCAAUUGUUUAAAAUAUAUCCUUCUCAAAAGAAUGCAAAAGUUUCAAAAAUAGAGGUGUACAGCUGGUGGAGAGAAUCGCAUCGAGUUCCUCUACAAGCAUCUCUUUGUGUAACCAUUGAAGCUUACCACACUUUUGUUGUUAAUCCUGCUCUGAGAUCAAUGGUACCAUUGCAACAGCUUGCUGAUUUGCCCUGGGGAAUGGGUUGGUCAAAUUGCUUCUUCUUCAUGUUGGACUAUUCUCGUAAAAUGCAGAUUCUUCCACGAUUCAUCAGCAGGACCGCUGAUAUUGAUAAAUCCACAUUUUGGAAACUCAUGUUACAUAGCUGCAACUAA